Messenger RNA from Gastrolobium bilobum, 1744 nucleotides. RefSeq names its product 8-hydroxygeraniol oxidoreductase-like. Gene Ontology annotation, cellular component: cytosol. Gene Ontology annotation, biological process: formaldehyde catabolic process. The transcript is spliced from 7 exons. The record is from RefSeq and is a predicted model, not a curated record. NCBI's taxonomy places the organism in Eukaryota, Viridiplantae, Streptophyta, Magnoliopsida, Fabales, Fabaceae. Bases 115 to 1242 code for a protein of 375 amino acids. Gene Ontology annotation, molecular function: S-(hydroxymethyl)glutathione dehydrogenase [NAD(P)+] activity; zinc ion binding.
UGUUCAUUACUCAAUUCUUUUUGGUUAUAAAAAGUAACCACCGCACCUCCUCUUCUCUUUGCAGUCCAAAGUCUGAAUUUUUGCUUUAAUUAGGAAAACAGUAUUCUAUCUACAAUGACCAAUACCUCAGAGGUUAUUACAUGCAAAGCUGCCAUAUGCUGGGGGUUAGGAAAACCUGUAACGGUGGAAGAGAUACAAGUAGACCCACCAAAAGCAACAGAAGUUCGAGUUAAGAUGCUUUGUGCGAGUUUAUGCCAUACAGACAUCUUAGGCACUCAAGGAUUCCCAAGUGGUAAUUUUCCUCUAGCACUUGGACACGAAGGAGUUGGUGUUUUAGAGAGUGUCGGUGAUCAGGUGACAAAUCUGAAAGAAGGUGAUAUGGUAAUUCCAACAUACAUAGGCGAGUGCCGAGAAUGUGUGAAUUGUGUUUCAGAUAAAACCAAUUUAUGUCUGACAUACCCUUUAAGGUUGAGUGGUCUAAUGCCAGAUAACACUUCAAGAAUGUCCAAUAUUGGAGGCCAGAGGCUAUACCACCUUUUAAGUUGCGCUACAUGGUCAGAGUACAUGGUUAUUGAUGCCAACUAUAUUCUCAAAGUUGAUCCAAACAUUGAUCUAGCCCAUGCUAGUUUCAUUUCAUGUGGGUUUUCAACUGGUUUUGGUGCUGCUUGGAAGGAAGCCAAGGUUGAAAGUGGAUCAAGUGUAGCUGUUUUCGGUCUUGGGGCUGUUGGAUUAGGGGCUAUAAGCGGAGCUAAAAUGCACGGAGCAACUAAGAUAAUUGGGAUUGACAAAAAUGAGAUGAAGAGAAAAAAAGGAGAAGCUUUUGGAAUGACUGACUUUAUAAAUACUGGUGAUUCUGCUAAAUCUGCUUCAGAAUUGGUGAAGGAACUGAGUGGUGGAAUGGGUGUGGAUUAUUCCUUUGAAUGCACUGGAGUUGCCCCUUUACUUACAGAAUCAUUGGAAGCCACAAAAGUGGGAACAGGUAAAGCAAUAGCAAUUGGCGUAGGAUCAGAACCUGUUGUACCGGUUGGAAUUCUUCCCAUUAUAUAUGGUAGAACUUUGAAAGGUUCUGCUUUUGGAGGGCUAAAAGCCAUAUCCGACCUUUCCAUUAUAGCUAACAAAUGCCAAAAUGAGGAAUUCCCUCUUCAAGAACUAUUCACUCAUGAGGUCCAAUUGGCAGAUAUAAACAAAGCAUUUGAGCUAUUGAAAGAACCUGAUUGUGUGAAAGUUGUCAUCAAGUUCUGAUAUUCUAGCAACUGUACGUGUCCACAAGACAGGAAAUCUUCAAUAAAGACCACAUGAGUGCAAUUAUAAUUUAAGAAUUGUCUAUCAAUGAGGAAAACCUGAACCCAAAAUGGGACCUGCACGGUUCUUUCCCUCCCAUCGAAAUCGCCUCACAUGACACGCUAACUAAUUUUUUUUAGUAGAUAAUUUCGGCCUUUUUAUCUCCGUAAUGUAGUUGCUUUUUAAAACAAGGUAUUGUUAUUUUUAAAUUAGUUAAUAAACUAGUGAUUUAAAACUAAAGGAUGUUGGUUUAGGGUUCAAAAGUCUGAUUCAAAGUUGUGACCCCCUUUUUUUUUAGAACUCCAAACUGAGUACGAUUUGAAUGUACGCAAGCUAAUAAAGAAAUCUAUAUCAUAGUAAGAGACGAGAAUCAUAGAGAAAGAAGAGAAUUCCAGUGUAACAAAAAGUGAAGACGGUUCAGUGUUGACAUGAAUAAAAUGAGCUUUAAGCCUUGUUGGUUUAA